This is a messenger RNA of Schistosoma bovis, 414 nucleotides long. Lineage: Eukaryota; Metazoa; Platyhelminthes; Trematoda; Strigeidida; Schistosomatidae. The record is from the annotation of a GenBank genome assembly.
AUGUUUCAUUCAUUAUUAUUCAAUAUCAUUGUGUUACAUUUGAUCAUACUUGUUUCAAUACAAGUUGCGAUACUUCCACGAAUAUAUUCAAUUGAUGAAAAAGUAUUCACUAAAUAUAUUAAAUGCUUUGAUUUAUCAGCACUUUUAAUUUAUAAAACUGAUUUUGGACAAGGUUUGGAUAAAUUAGUUGGUUCAGUGAUGAACAGACGCGAAGCAAACGUCGCAAAAUCUUCAAGUCGCUAUAAAUGUUUGCAAAAGGAACUAAAAAAAUCCAAAAAAAAGGCGGCUAAGCGCAGCGGAAUGGAAUGUAAAAUCCCUGAAGGACUUCAAUACAAUGACAUGAAAACUUUAAUUGAGUUGAGUAGAAAUAAAUACAAAAUUAUCAACAGUUACAACGAAAAUUUGUGUAAGUAA